ACUCUAGCUUGUACAUAAAGGAUAUACUAAAAAUGGGUCACUAUGGUUUUUGAUCCCAUGCCCACCAAUGGUUGUGCAUUAGUUGCUACAUUUCUCCGGCUUUAUUGCAAAACAAGACAAUUAUCUGUGCAGCAGGGAAGCAAGUAUCAGUCCAAUUUCCUUGAAAUUUUGAUCGAGAAAGUAAGGAAAAAUAUCGUUCAAACCAAAAAAUGCUACCUAUACGUAUUUCCAGAUAUCGGGUCCAAAUGCAUCGUGAAAGUAAGGAUGUGAUCGACGUGGAACGUGUUAAUCAUUGUCCUGCGUCAGAGAGGCAACACACCAACAAUCAACCAACCAUUCAAGCAUCUUCCAUAUGGAGACCAAACACAAAGUGAAAUCGUUCCACAAUCAGAGAGACUUCUAAGACACUACCGCUAUUCUCUAUUCUAUUACAAAUUGAGUGCGAGAGAUAGACUUAGACGCAUAACUCAUGAAUAGUGUCCUCGAGAUUGAGAUCAAUGCACGACGAGAUUCCUGUGGAAGCGACAACAUUGGCGACAGGUUCGGCUAUGGGAAAAUGCUGCUAGCGAUUCUCCUGAGGAGAAAAUCCCAGGACGCAAUUGCCUCGCCAACCAAUGGCCACGAUCAUCAGCAAACUAGAGACAACCAACGACAAGAUGGUGUGAGUGAGAGUGAUGAUCUCAAGUCAAGACAAGACAGUUUCUGUCUAACCAGAAUUAUCUUCGGACUAGUCGUGAUGGUCCUACUACUCAUCAUUUCCACAGCGUGCGCUGUGUCCUAUAUCCAAGCUUCGGACGCACCGUCUCCGUUGCCUCCAACCUCAUCCCUUGUAUCUCAAAGUGCCAAAACUUACCAUUCAGUAUUCAGAGACCAGAAUUUUUACCACAAUGACACCAACAUGGAUUUUAGCCAGGGUGUCACAAGUACUCCAGUUGAUCAAGAGGAAAGUGAAGCCAAUAGUGCAAACCCAAAUGAGAGUGCGAUAUUUGAAGAGAAAUCAUGGUACGAACCUGCGGUCAACCAUGAGAAGGAUCAGUGGCCCAUCCUGGAUGGAAGUGCAUCCCAAGCGUCAGACAAUGUCACAGAUCACAGCUUGGACAAGAGAAUCCUCGACUUAUCUGAUAACUUACCGUCUCAAUCCAAUGCGUCCAUGACGGAAACGCUUCCCGACCCUUCAGCCAGGAUAGGAAGCUAUGUGGCGUACAUUCCAAUCCCAUUUGACGAUGACCAUGAUGAAGACUCAGAAGAUGAGUAUUACUACGACGCCGACGAAUAUGAGAACGAGGCAGAAGAGUACGAAGAUUACGAGGAUUAUGACGAGGAUCCUCCCAAUAGAUUGGAUAAGCAUGGACCAAAGAAUCGCAGACGCUAUUCUGGAUCCCACUCCUCAAGCCGUGGGGGCAAACGAAAAUCCAGACCACGAGGCCAAAGGAGGAAAACCUCCUCCAAUGACAGAGAUCAAGAUGAUCAUCAUAAGAUGCCUUUCCUAGUCCCAUUAAUGGUAAUGCCUGAUCAAGGGAAUCAAGAUUCAUCAGAUAGUUUUGGGCACGAUGAUGGUGGUGAGUACGUGGAUGAGGAGGAGCUGGAGUUUCUUGACCCAGAUGACAUUAUUGAGACAUUUCAAGACUUUACAACAGAUGACGAUGACGAUACACUGAACUACGCGGGCGAAAACCGUCUGAGACCGGAUCAGUUUGCUAAAAGGUACAUGAAGAACAGGCGAAAACCCUUCCGCCGAAACCAAUCCUACAGAGGAGGCAAUCGUGGUCAGGGAGGAAGGCACAGAGUGGGUAGUGGGGGUGGACGAUACAAUGAGUACUACAAUGAUUAUGAAUCUGAUUACAACUUUGGAUACUGGGAUGAUGGUCCCAGUUACUCUGGGCCCAGGGAUCAUGGAGAUGACUAUGACAGAGGAUCCACAGGAUCAGGGCUUCGAGAUUAUUCGCCUCCCCGGAGAAACAGUGGUGUGCGAAGACCCCAAUUCCAGGACUCUGGUCCAAGGGGGUAUAACAGAGUAGGGAACCGACCCGUUAGACACCAGACUGGCUACAGAGGUGGGAAUGCUGGGUAUGGUCCACCAAGACUGGGCAAUGGUCCGAUCAAUCCUGGACCUGUAGAUAGAAGAGAUGGUCCUCCAGGGUACUCACCUCCGCCGCCAAAUCCUUUCCUCCAUCAAAUGCCUGGACCCCCCUAUCCAUUCCCACCUCCACGUGCCCCAAAUAAACCUCUGGAUAAUACUCGCAUUCAUCCAUCAAAAUUGGAUCCUGUUUACCAAAACCCCGAUGGUCCAGGAUCACCAAAGGAAGAGAGUACCGCCAAGCACUUGGAAGAGGGAGCUCCCCAGAAGGCGAAACGUAGAAAUGAAGAUCCAUCUGGCAAAGGAGCCACAGUCAUUGUGGUUCAUCAAGAAAGUCCAUACCCACUCAAUAUCAUUCAAAACCCAGUUCAAGGAGUCCAACAGUCAAACCCUCAUAUGGUGUCCCAUCACAUUUCUUCUAGUAAGGAUACCCAAGAUUCCAUUCCGAACUCAAUCACAAAUAUCUUAAACCGCACGUUGAAUUCCUUGGACAAGCAAAAUAUAUACAAUGAUCUUGGACCAAAUUUGCUCUUAGAUGGAAUUCUUCCCCCAGAACCUCCGCCGCGUCCCCCAGGACCCCCAUUAGAUGUCAGUUUGUUGAAUAAGGGUCUUCUGAGAGAAAACUCCUUUUCAAAACGAAUGGGAAGUUUGGGCGAGUUUGAGUCCAUGAAUGUCAUGUCUCGAGUUCCACCUCCUCCCAACUUUCUCGCUAAUCGCCUAAAGAACAGACGCAAGCCCAAUUGGCAGCGAUUGCCCCGUAUUCCGGGUCCAAACCGAAACUCUCUUAUGCAAAGACGCCGACCCCUUCCUCCAUUACAUUUAGAUGAUUUCGCCCCCACAAGAAGUAGAAGACCUAUCCCUUCAUUAUCAAAUCGUCGAGGCGGGGACAGGCAUGGACAGUCUCAACGUCGGGGUCCUUACCAUGAUGUCAGUGAAGACAAAUAUGAGGUUGAAUUGAAUGAUGAGGAUAUUGAAGAAGACUUUCAUUAUGAUGUUGAAGACCAUGAUGAGGACUUUGAUCGAUAUAACCCAAACCGUGGUCCUUCAAUCAGCAAUAGGCGUUAUCAAGAUGUUGGGGAGAGCUUAGCCGAUGAUCCAUAUUCUAUAACACGUCCUUACCAGGAUGUCCAGAGCCUUAUUGAUGAGGAGUUUCAAAACAACUUUCAAGGCUUCCCCAAAAGAGUCAGCUCAACUGAAGAAACUUAUCCUCCAAACAUUUUUAACAAACGUCUCCCAUCUACAUCCCCUGAGGACGAGUACCCAAAUACAGUGUAUAUACAUCCACCCACCACAAGAAGUCCAAUACUAAGACCCCCACCCCUGCACCCUGGUGUAGAUAUACCUGGAGUGUCCCAUCCUCAGGAUUCUGGGAACAUUCAAGACAUCAUUCAUCAUGCGGACGGAUUUAACGAAAGGAUUGAUUAUGGACACCGGAACAAGAACAAUGCUGACAUUGAACUGCAUGAGGACUAUUUGGAGGAAGAACAUGGUGGAGACGAGGGGGAAAAGCCAAGUUACAGUGGGUACAGGCCUCCAAUUGGAUACAAAGGGCCGACUCAUCCACCAUCCAAGGUGUAUCAUUAUCCAUCAUAUCCUGGAACCAACCAAUAUCACCCGGAGCCCCCUUCAGUAACUGUUGUUGAAAACAAUCAUGGCUCCUACCCAAACAACUAUCACCAUGGAACUUCUUAUGGUUCUUCUGACCAUGAUGAUGACUCAGAGGACACCCAUAGCUAUGAAUACACCCCUGAUAGACGACCCAAGCUGCCCCAGGUGUUCACAGAAGUCAGCCCUAUAAAAUUUGAUAAACAUUUCAACAAAUUUAGACCCACAGAGGAUCACAGCCACAACACACAUGACUAUGAACAUAGCAAUGAAGGCCAUAAUUCUGGCUAUGAUCACGACCACGACAACAACAAUGAUGACUACAAUCAUCCAGACUUUCCUAAGAACCCAGUUUUCCGACCUCCACAAUCCACAGUCAUUCCCCCAGUUUUUGCAAACAACGUUCGACCGGAAUCCUUUUCCAGUCCUCCUGGUCCUGAUAUCUAUGACGGAAAUGGCCAACUUUACCCGCCAGAUACGAGUGGGGAGGUGAUUGAGCAUUUCGAGUACAAACCCGCCAAUAGACCCACUUACCAGCCAACCUCUCCGCCUAAACCCGUUCCACCGCCACCAGUUCAUUAUCGACCCCCAAGUAAUUUUGACACAAUCAGUCAGGGGAUCUUUAACAAGAUCAAUAACCUGUCCAACCGAAUCCCUAAUGGACCGCCCGGCGUCCACAAGCCUCCACAAGUUCUCACCGACACAUAUUCACAAAACGACAAGCCAGAGGUGAAUAUGUUCCCAGUACCCCCCGAAAGUGUUCACCAGGGCACUCAUGCAGACAAUACUAAAUACCAUAACCAUAAUAACCAUAACCCCACAUACCACCAUCCAGAGCAACAUCACCACAACUUACCCACUCAAAGACCCACAGUGGUCUACCAUAACCAACAUAACGACAUCUACUUACCCGCUGAGCACGAUUACAAGUAUAACAAUGCUAAUGUCUAUGAUCCCAGUCACAAACCUUCAUUUGAUGUGCAUAACCACAAACCGGAAACCACUGAGAUUUACACUCCUAACAACCCCCAUGGCCCAAACACAUAUGUGGAAUACACCAGCAUUCCGGGAAACAACCAUGCCUACCAGAAUCCCAGUCAUCAUGAGACUUUGGGGCACAGGCCUGCAGUUCCCCUGGAUUACGACCCAACCCGUCCCGAUGGUCCUGAUUACUCCACUGGCACGGGAUAUCUUGAAGACAAGCUCUUUGAUGCCGCCCCCUCUCCUCCUAAAUCUCAUCCCAUGAGCAUUGGCUUGGACGUGUAUCCAAUGGAUGGCACAUCAAAACAAGGAUACCCCCGGGGCUCGUCCCAUGAUAACAAGCAUGAGGUACUCCUUCAUCUGAACCUUUUCUCUAAGAAACCUUUGGACGAGACUAAUUCGGUGUCUAUUGGACCGUUUUCCUACAAUUUUGAAAGGGACAAUGACAAUCGAAGGAUACAAAACGAUCGGAUGUAUCACAGCAUUGACCAGGCUCCAAUCAUUGAGGACUCGCCGGUGGCCAAUGUUCGACGGAAACAUCUCAUGGAAGUGAUGAAACAAUAUGGCAAGACUGUUCUUAAUGAAGAGGAGACUGCAGAUGAUUCUAGUAGCCAUCCCUUAUUUGGUCACAUCAACCCGGUCAACCUACUCAAGGUCUUUGUUGACAGGAGUAAACAAAGGAUGCAAGGACACCAUCACACAUCAUCAAGCAACACAAAUAUGAUCAUAUCCAAGCGAAAGGAGUCCCAGCCUCCCAACCUCCAAAACAAGGAGACCAUUCAGCUUUUGACCAAAGGCAAGCCUUGGUAUGGCGACCCUGCCGAUUCCGAUUCAAAACCUGAGCCUCCUUACGCCGACUUCACAGAAUCGGUUCUCCACGUGGAGGAUGUCAAUGCUCAAGAACUCACCACGCCCAAGAGUGUGAUUGUUCCAACCACAGAUUUUAGACCAAGACAGAACCGGCUUGAACCUGACCCAGCUAAACCUCUUGACACUGGCAUUCCAAUUAUCAAGAGAAAUAAUUUGACUCAAACGGAAGGGGGAGAAAAGGAUUAUGAAUAUUAUUAUUAUUACUACUAUGAUUAUGUAGAUCCGGAUGACGAAGAGCUCUCCAAUAGCGUGGAGAGUCUCCCCAAUCCUUCCUAUCAGAAGUUGGUUUCAAAUGGAACCCUGGAAAGUGAUGUUACUUCAACGCCAAAGACAGCGAUGAAAAGACAGAAAGUGCGUCGCGUCAAAAAAGGACCUCCCAGGAAAAGGCUAAAGGAGCAGAAUCAAGAGAAAAAUUCAAAUCCCCUGAUAGUGCAUUGAAAUAUAAUUUCAUGCUGGCCAUAAAUUCUCUGUUGUCAAUAAAGGCAUGUCUUAAAUUCAUAAAAAGAGAAUUUGAAAGGGUCGUAGCUAACAAUUGAUACAUACAGGGUGUCAGAUGGUACUUUACAGCGGCUCAGUUUUAGACCGUUUUGAUUAAGUCAAAUCCAUGACUUGUGAUUCCACCCCUUUAA
Tigriopus californicus is the source of this 6162-nucleotide messenger RNA. RefSeq lists its product as uncharacterized. The coding region runs from base 470 to 5971 and encodes 1833 amino acids. The transcript is spliced from 7 exons. The record is from RefSeq and is a predicted model, not a curated record. NCBI's taxonomy places the organism in Eukaryota, Metazoa, Arthropoda, Copepoda, Harpacticoida, Harpacticidae.